Molecule: messenger RNA, 2700 nt
Organism: Eremothecium sinecaudum
Lineage: Eukaryota; Fungi; Ascomycota; Saccharomycetes; Saccharomycetales; Saccharomycetaceae
Gene: KIC1
Product: putative serine/threonine protein kinase KIC1
Exons: 1
Coding region: 1-2700 (899 amino acids)
Biological process (GO): protein phosphorylation
Molecular function (GO): ATP binding; protein kinase activity
Source: RefSeq, a predicted model, not a curated record
AUGUUAAGCAGUAGCACUAGCGCCGGAACAACAAAUCCUGGAGAUGCGGCUUUAACCCCCAUGUUGUUCAAGCGAACCGAGGUUAUAGGUAGAGGCAAGUUCGGAAUUGUAUAUAAGGCUUACCACCUUAAAAGUAAGCAAAAAUAUGCUAUCAAAGUUUUGAAUCUGGACUGUCCUGAGGAUGAGGUAGAAGAUGUUCAGAAAGAAAUUCAAUUUCUUUCGUCUUUAAAACAAGUUCCAAACAUUACGCAGUACUAUGGAUCGUAUUUGGUAGAUACAAAACUUUGGGUUAUAAUGGAGUAUUGCGCAGGGGGGUCUCUGCGAACUCUUCUCAGACCAGGUAAAAUAGACGAGAAAUAUCUUGGUGUUAUUUUGAGAGAAGUUCUCCUUGCGCUAGUGGCUAUUCACAAGGAUAAUGUUAUACAUAGGGAUAUCAAAGCAGCGAAUAUUUUAAUUACGAACGAUGGGCAUGUGAAACUGUGUGAUUUUGGUGUUGCCGCACAGUUGGCGGCUGCAAAUCACAAACGGCAAACUAUGGCGGGCACGCCAUACUGGAUGGCUCCUGAGGUGAUCAUGGAAGGGGUUUAUUACAAUACCAAGGCUGAUAUCUGGUCUUUGGGUAUUACCGCAUACGAAAUAGCUACGGGAAAUCCACCAUACUGUGAUAUAGAGGCACUGCGAGCAAUGCAACUGAUAACUAAGUCAAAGCCUCCAAGGCUGGAAGGCCGGAACUAUUCACACAUGUUGAAAGAGUUUAUUGCUCUAUGUCUUGAUGAAGAUCCUGAAGCACGUCCAACGGCUGAGGAAUUGCUUUCCAAUAAAUUUAUAAAAACGCAUAAAAGUACUACAGUGACAACCCUAAAGGAGUUAAUAUCGAGAUAUCUAUUGUACUCAGAAAAGCAUAAAUCCCGCGAGGGAGUGAUGAUCAAUUUGGACGACGAAGAGCCCAGCAAACCAGCUGCUGCGUUAAGUAACCCAGGUGGUUCCGAAAAGCAGGUGGAAGUGAAGUGGGACUUUGAUUCACUAAAUUCCAACGAGUACAUUAUUGAAAACGACAUAAACAUAGACGCGAUUCCCGUCGAAACCGACUGGGGUAGGUCUCAAACCGACUUUAACUAUGCAUAUCCUGAUGAGGAGAUAUAUUAUCAGUCCAAUAGGCCACAAUACUUCCAUGGUACGACGAUGGGAAAAACCCUCGGCGAUCCAACCGCAAACAAUUCAACAAUACAAGCUUCACAUCAGCCCUCAGUUACACAUACCACGGGAAAUUAUCCUAAUAAAAAUACAUACACAAUCUCUCAAACUACUAAAACAGAAACGAAGGCCUCAAAACAGUUACUACAAUUGUUUGAGGAUAGCGAAAAAAUAGGCCAAGAAGUUGAAAAUAGGUUUCCCAUGCUUGCGAACAGCAUUACCAAUCUCCACAUUAAUGAAAAUGAUACAUCCUCUUCGACACCAAUGGUGAUGCCCUCCCGUCAAGAUAUAAAGCUAAACGGAGCUGGCUAUCACAGUAAAUCUACCCCAAUCCUACCAAAAUUGCAGACAAAUUUCAAAUCUUCAAUGGGCAGCGUGCCCUUGACUUCCGCUUUAGCAACGCCUGUUGAGAUUGAAAUACCUGAAGAGCUACCGCUUUCGACCACAAGCGCCCAACCUAAAUCGGUCAUGAGUCCGCCCACAGCGGAUGGAGUUCCAAUAAAGGGCUUGCAACGCAGUAACACUUCUGCGGCCCAAUCCGCUCCCCCUCAACUGCAACGUAAACCAACCCUCACUUCUAGCAGGGCCGAAAGUAUGGGUUACUCUGCACCGGUUUCCAAUGACAGGUCUCCUUCGCCUACCAGAGUCCGUAACAUAUCACCUGAGAAGUCUGUUCCUGCCAUUUUAAAUCUUGGAGAUGCUCCUCCUCCAGCUUCUGCGCUGACGCUCUUCAUGAAACCAAUGGAAUCUUCCUCUGCGUCACUCACUUCUCCAAAUCAGACUCUUCCGCCGCCUUCUAUCAAUGGCUCUUCUAGCGCUUCAACACCCGCAGAAAGAAAUCAGCGUCACAUGAGUGAGCGAGCUAGCCGUGUCUUUAAGCGGAACAACCUUAAUCUAAAGUUGCAAAUGCCUUCACCCACAACACUAUUUCCCUAUAAACUUCUAGGCCCUGGUAACGCCGACGAGCAGCAGCCUCUGUCGACUACAAACAGCAACAUCAACCAAUUCGGCAUUAACACUAGCAGCACUACAAAUAUUCCAGUCGCAAUGACACCUCUAAACGAAAAAUUUAAUCCCGAUCACCUCAUGAAACCAAAACGUAAUCCAAGCUUGACAAACUGGGGUCCCACGCCUACUGUGGACGCACCUGCCCAGCCAGCUUCACAGCAAACUCUACAGUCAUCAGUAGCGUCAAAUGCAUCAACUUCUGGCUCAUCGGUAUCGGCCUCAAAUACAACUACAACUAACUACCAUACUGCAACACCCGCUACUAAUACUACAGCUACUACACCAGGGCCAUCAACUUCACUUACACCAUCUAUAUAUAUGGAAGUUCCACCAAGGACGCUUCCAAUGGACAUGUUCAUCGAUAUUGAAGAUUUUGACGAAUCCCACCGCGUAGACCGCAAGCCACUCGUACUUCGCGAGCUUGAGAACUUACUAAAGAUGAUGGAUGAAGCUCUACCUGUUAUUGAAACAGCACUUAGAGCUGUAUUACCUACAUAG